Eremothecium gossypii ATCC 10895 is the source of this 3018-nucleotide messenger RNA. RefSeq names its product Npr3p (gene NPR3). Lineage: Eukaryota; Fungi; Ascomycota; Saccharomycetes; Saccharomycetales; Saccharomycetaceae. The transcript has a single exon. Bases 1 to 3018 code for a protein of 1005 amino acids. The record is from RefSeq and is marked provisional. Gene Ontology annotation, biological process: negative regulation of TORC1 signaling; cellular response to amino acid starvation; positive regulation of autophagy. Gene Ontology annotation, cellular component: GATOR1 complex.
AUGCCCCGCAUAGGCCAGCUGGGAGAUGCCGUGUGUCCGCAGAGGCCGAGCAAGGCAGGCCGGGCGAGAGCGCAGGGUCAGAGACGCUCACGUGGGCCAGCAAUUCACGUGGCGCUCGAGACGGAGGUCGAGGAGGGGAAGAGCAGCGGCCAACAGGUGCAAGAAGCCGUGAGCAGGGCGUGGGGCAGAGCGAGGAUGUAUACAAACUUGCCUAAGGCGUGUCUGACAGGGAUCGUGCUGACGAUCUCGACGCAUUCGGGCCCUCAGGUGGUGUACCACUACCCUCCGGUGAAGCAGCCGGUGGAGGCGAGGCGGGGCCGGAAGGUGGACAGCCGCAAUGAGCGGGUGCGGAGCUGGCAGGCGGGGCGGAUGCCGUCUGCAGCGUCCGGGGCGGUGGAUGCUGUGGGCGAGGGCGUGGACGGGCUGGAGGAGGAGUCGAGCGAGAGCGAAUUGGACCGGAGCUCGGGGCUGAGCGAGAGCGAGGUGUCGACGGACUGGGCGGACUACUCGAUGUCGUCGUCUGAUUCAGAGAGCGAGAUGCGGGAGGAUGGCGGUGGGGAGAGCAGCGCGGUGGGCGGGUCGAGCGCGGCGGAGGGCGGGGAGGAGAGCCUGGCGGAGGGCGCGGACUCGAGCAUCGCGUGGCCGGGCCCGAGCGAGUCGUACAACCAGCUGCUGGAGUCGCAGAGCAUGGUGGGCAGCAGCGCAAACGUGGCGGCGGCGUCGACGAAGCCGAAGAGCAUCAAGUCGCGGCACUCUCAGAUAAGCGCCAACAAGCUAUUCCAGUACCUCACCAACACGAGCGACGCAGACAGCAGGCGUCAGUCGGUGUUUUCGAAGCUGACCGGGAACGAGGACAGCGAGACGAUCCGCUUGACUGACUCGGUGAACCUGCUGGACUUGGAGUCGCUGCUGGAGGACCUAGAGCCCGGGCUGGCGGACGUCGACAUCAGCGAAUUGCUGGACGUGGAGGUGUUCCAGCCCGGGCGCUUCCAAGACGUCAGCAAGAUCUUCAACUUUGACGCUGAGUUUGUCGCGGAGCUGUGCUCUCCCCCGAAGGAGAUGUGUAACACGCGGUUUGAGCUGACGGUGGAUGACCUGUGCUUCCUGGGGCUGCCCAUCCAUGUGGAUGAGUCCGGCCGCUGGCGCAAACAGAAGGUGAAGCGCCAGCAGACGAACACUCGGUCCAAGCGCUCCAGCAGUGGCGGGAAGCCGGAUGCCGGGUCGCGAACCAGCGUGGGGUUACCCCAUGGCACGCAGGAACGCCAGCCGAGCACGGACCAGAGCGGCAGCGGGGCGCCGUAUCUCGCACAGAGUAGCAGUGAAAGUGGGCAAUUGAGAGACCCAGAACAGUCCGAUGACGUGGAAGAUCUCCAGAAAGCUGUGCACAUGUUCCAUGUGUGCUUUAUAAUGAACCCGCAGCUGGUCGAGUACAAUGAACGCAUAGACGAUAUGUACCACUACAUCGUGACCCGCCUCUCCCUGAUUUUACGUUAUAUUCAAGAUAAAAAGGGCUACGUCGUCAGAGAGUGCGCUAAGAUCCUCAAGACGAGGGACCGUAUCUUGAAGAAAUCCCUAAAGCUGAAGAAAUCCCAUGGACAGGCGCUACAGGGUCGCUAUCUGUACGAAUGCAUACUGAAGUCAUCUUCGCUGGCAAGGGCUCUUACGAAAUGCUUUAACUCGAUUAUUAACAACGAGAUCGUGACAUUGGAUAUUGACAACCACAAGGUGAUCUCUCUACAGAUUCCAAUUAAGAAUGAGUUUAGUAGCCUGCCCGAUCUGAAGAUCAAUCCUGUUCUAAGAGGCUCCUACUUGACUUCACUUCUAAACGACAGUUUUCUGAAACAACCAGUGGAUUUUGCUGCUGGCAGCAUGAUGCCUGGUGGCGACGUCAUGCACGAUGAUAAUGAUGUUUUGGAUUAUGCCCUUCUAUUGCUCGAUGACACACCGAAAAUCAUUAAAGAUCUGGAAUUCUCCUCCUUUGGCAGCGACCUGGCAAACGUGAUAAUGAUAAAUUUGGUGAAGAACCUAAAGCCGACUGUGUCGCUGCGCUCAUACCUUCCACUGGUGUCUAAUCUUCUGGAGGCAAAUCUCUCCUUGUCUGCACGGGCUGCAGGCUCGAGACACGCGGCUUCCAAUGCAGCCGACUCACAUAGUACACCGUUACAGCAUAGUAUGAUUAGGUCGAUUGUUUUGCACUUGGUGUAUUGGCGAUAUGCCAGGAUUAUUCUGCCUUUAUCGUCCAAGAAUACGUAUAUCGUGUCACCACUAGCUCCAAUACGAGGCACAGCCGCUGAUGAUUUUGAAAAUACCGAUAUGGUGAAGCAGGGAUGCAAGGCUCUGAUAUAUCAACAUCAAGACCUGUUCCAUGAAAAGUUCCCCACGCUGCCCACGCUGCCUUCAUUUCUCAGCUCGAUAUCCACGUGUAAGCCUCGUUCCUUUGGGCACUUAAUUCCUUCCAAAGAUCACAACUUACUGUACCUGAGUGUAUUGGCAUGGCUUAUUAGAUAUGGCUACCUGACUCAGCUACUAACUUUUGUUUGGCUUCGUGUUGAUAGGCGCAUAAAGAUUGCUGUCGAUGAGGAUCUUGAACGCGAGGGCGUCCGCACCUGGAAUAGUAUCGUAAAAAAAGAACACCGCCAGAACCCGCAUGAUAAUGUUGCGGCUCCAACCAGAGAACCCGCUUCGUCUGCAAUUGAUGAAACAGCAAGUUCCUCCGAGCACGGUGACGCGAACAUAUCCGACGGCCAGGAGUCGCUGGACGAUUACCUAUUCAAGGAAAGCGAUUACACUAUCAUCUUGGAACCCAAAACAGCAACUGCCUUAGAGAAGCGCUGGCUCUUUAAGUGUAUUGAAAACCAGCCGACAGAAAUGCAAUUGCUAUUUCGGAAAGUUAUCAAGUACUUCAAUGGAAAGACACCCCUGGAGCUGGUGGAGAUAAAGGAAAAUAUUCCAAAGCAGGAGCUGAAGAAGCUGAUAGCUUGUCUGGACAAGUACGUCGUUGAGUUAAAACAUUGGUAA